Molecule: messenger RNA, 228 nt
Organism: Brenthis ino (lesser marbled fritillary)
Lineage: Eukaryota; Metazoa; Arthropoda; Insecta; Lepidoptera; Nymphalidae
Source: the annotation of a GenBank genome assembly
AUGUUGAUAACAAAGUAUACGGCGAUACUUUUGGAAAGUGCUAGAAAUGCGGAAUCGAGGAAUGCCGCAAGACCUACAAGAGGCAUCGUUGAUGCAGAUUGGUCUUCUUCCUUAGAAAGUGCACCAAGACGUCGUCGACAGUGGAGGAGGCGGCACGUAGUUCACAGAGAACGUCUCGUGUAUCAAAACCGCCGGUUGCAGUUAAGGAAAUUAAGCGUAUUAAAUAAG